AUGUUGUGCUGGACAAUUCUAUACCUCGUCUUCUUGGGCACAGCCUGGUGCUAUACGAAGCCCUCCGGGACAGACCGCUUCACAUCUCCGACAGGGAACCUGGAGGUAGAGGUGACCUUACAAGGCGGACAUCUGAGCUAUACCGUCUUCCUUCAUGGUUCUAUGAUAAUCAAUCCAUCCUCUUUGGGCGUAGUCCGGAGCGACGGAGAUUUCUCCAACAACUUGGUUGAUUAUUCCUCUGAAAAGGUACCAGCACGUGUCGAAGACUACACUCUCCUCCAAGGCAAGCGGCGCAAGGUCCAUGCCGUAUAUAGCUCAUAUACCUGCAGCGUCGUCACUGCCACGCAGGGGUCCUUUGAGGUGCAGUUUGCCCUCUCAGAGUCGACGGUCGCUUUGCGAUAUCGCUUUCCUGAGGACGAGUCAGUCGACAGUCGGACAAUCUUGCAUGAGAAUACGACCUUCGCCAUUAUCAAAUCUCCCGGAGACUUCCAGCUCAUGCAGCCUUAUGAUACGCCAACUCCCAAGUACCAAACGUUCUAUCAACCCCGAACUGAUCGCCGGCGCGCAGAGAUAGGAUCCACAUCCGGAGCUGGCGUCUCGUCUACGGGAUUCGCAUUUCUGGCUCUUUUCAAAACGCAAACGGCCCACUCAGAUGCGUGGAUAGUUCUCAAAGAGGCUGGAUUUGAUGGAACGUACCCAGCCAGCCACAUUGCGAACGUGAGCAGCAGCGGCGUCGUCUCCCUGGCGUUCCCUCCAGACGAUGACGGCAACGGCGCCUUCGGGUCCGGUCGUCCUCAAGGGAUCCUGCCAUGGACAACGCCCUGGCGAAUUAUCUCUAUUGGAACAGAUCCGGCUGCCAUCGUCAGCGACACUAGCGUGACUGAUUUGUCGGAAGCCUCUCAGAUUCGCGACACGAGUUGGAUCAGGCCUGGCGCGGCGUCUUGGAAUUGGUGGGCUGAUUCGUCCAAUCCUUUGAACUACACGGCCAACAAGGAGUACAUCGAUUUAGCAUCGCAACAACACUGGCCAUACACCGUGCUUGACACGUCGUGGGAUCAACAAACCGAUAGCACAGGACACAACGUGUCCCUGUCAACCGUCAUGGCAGAUCUCCUCGUUCAGCCUCGCACCAGACGACAGACGAUGGCGAGACUGGCGGGUAUGGGUGUUGUCGGCCUCAAGGUCGAUGGAAUACAGAGUGACAAGCAGGAGAUGAUGGCGUAUCUACUCGACAUCCUGCAGGACGCAGCCGAGUUCCGUCUGAUGGUCGUCUUUCACAACUGCCCCUUACCGCACGGCUGGGAGCGCACCUGGCCGAACUUGCUUUCCUCAGAGGCACUGAUUGCGUCCGAGUACCUUGCGAACGCGAAGACGUCGUAUGCGCCGCAGUUGCCAGAGAACAACGUCAACGAGGCUUUUGUGCGCCUCCCUAUCGGCCCGGCAGACUACGCACCAGGCGUCUUCUCGACUGCCCACCAUCCCGGCGACGCAACCCUGACGACCUACGCUCACGAGGUGGCCCUGAAUGUCAUUAUCGACUCCGGGCUACGUACUCUCCCGGAUGCUUCGCAGACAUACGAACACCUCAUUCCACCCGAUAUCACCCGCCUACUGGGGACGCUACCCUGCGUGUGGGACGAGACAACCUUUGUCCAGGGAAAUCCAGGAAAGUAUUUCGUCAUCGCAAAGCGCUCUGGGCGAGACCUCUAUAUUGGCAGGCAUCAACGGCGAGACAGUGAGCAUUCCCCUGUCCACUACCAACGAUACCGCUACAGGUGUCGCCCGCAACGUCACCAUCGAUCUUAG
This is a messenger RNA of Zasmidium cellare ATCC 36951, 1806 nucleotides long. Its product is annotated as glycoside hydrolase family 97 protein. The transcript has 2 exons. NCBI's taxonomy places the organism in Eukaryota, Fungi, Ascomycota, Dothideomycetes, Mycosphaerellales, Mycosphaerellaceae. The record is from RefSeq and is a predicted model, not a curated record. Gene Ontology annotation, molecular function: carbohydrate binding. The coding region runs from base 1 to 1806 and encodes 601 amino acids.